This is a messenger RNA of Myripristis murdjan (pinecone soldierfish), 1087 nucleotides long. RefSeq names its product troponin T, fast skeletal muscle isoforms-like. The record is from RefSeq and is a predicted model, not a curated record. Gene Ontology annotation, biological process: muscle contraction; sarcomere organization; regulation of muscle contraction. Lineage: Eukaryota; Metazoa; Chordata; Actinopteri; Holocentriformes; Holocentridae. Bases 79 to 939 code for a protein of 286 amino acids. The transcript is spliced from 16 exons. Gene Ontology annotation, molecular function: tropomyosin binding; troponin I binding; troponin C binding. Gene Ontology annotation, cellular component: troponin complex.
GCAGACAGCGGAGCGGACAGAGCUGCAGCUGCAUCGCCAGGGACACACUCUGCUCCGAGGUGUAAAUCCCCCGUCGCCAUGUCUGACUCUGAGGAAGUGGAUCAUGUUGUGGACGAUGAAGCCCAGGACGAGCUGGUAGAGGUAGAGGUGGCCCCGGAGGCUGAGGCCCAGGUAGAAGCAGAGCCAGAGGUAGAAGCUGAAGCAGAGCCAGAGGAGGAGGUGCAGGAGGAGGUGGCUCAGGAGGAAGAGGCCUAUGAAGAGGAAGUGGAGGAGGGAGAUCAAGAUGAGGAGAAGCCAAAGUUCAAACCGACUGCACCAAAGAUCCCAGAUGGUGAGAAAGUGGAUUUUGAUGACAUCCAGAAGAAACGUCAGAACAAAGACCUGAUCGAGCUGCAGGGGCUGAUCGACGCUCACUUUGAGUGCAGGAAGAGGGAGGAGGAGGAGCUCAUCGCCCUCAAAGAGAGAAUUGAGAAGCGCCGUGCGGAGCGAGCCGAGCAGCAGAGGAUUCGUGCUGAGCGGGAUAAAGAGCGGCAGGCCAGGCGUGAGGCCGAGAGGCAGAGGAAGGAGGAGGCCGACGCCAUGAGGAAGGCUGAAGACGAGGCCAAGAAGAAGUCGGCCCUGAGCAACAUGGGAUCCGGCUACAGCAGCCACCUGCAGAAGGCUGACCGGAGGAGAGGCAAGAAGCAGACCGAGAGAGAGAAGAAGAAGGAGAUCCUGGCACAGAGAUGCAAACCGCUCAACAUCGACAACCUGAGCGAGGAGAACCUGAGGGAAAAGGCAAAGGAGCUGUGGGAGUCACUGCACAACCUGGAGUCCAAAAAGUAUGACCACAACGAGACUCUUAAGAGGCAGAAAUACGAGGUCAUCUCUCUCAGAAACCGCAUCGACGAGCUGCAGAAACACAGCAAGAAAGGAGCCCACACACGCCGCAGGAAGUGAGCGGCAGGUGGCAGUGGCGGUGACGGUGGUGGCAGGUGGCGGCGGCGGUCAUGCUGGGCAGGUGGAGCCCCGCCCCCCGUCGAGCCAGUGAACUGACGCUGGACAGACACGGUCCAGCUUGUCUCCAGAUCAAUACAGUAUCAAUAAA